Acaulospora colombiana is the source of this 702-nucleotide messenger RNA. The record is from the annotation of a GenBank genome assembly. Lineage: Eukaryota; Fungi; Glomeromycota; Glomeromycetes; Diversisporales; Acaulosporaceae.
GUGAUUGCAUCGUAUCACACGCUUGGUAGUGAUUCAAAUCCGCAAGACAUACGUUUCGGUACGAAAUCACUCAACCAUGACAGGUCAGGGUUUUCCAAUUACAGCAUGAAAAACAUUAGACUGAACAUUGCAGAUCAUAUAGGCUAUAGCGCGCCAUUAUACACCAUCAUUGCAACAAAAAAAGGUGAUGAUGGCCCUCAUCUCCUCCACGAUUUUCUUCUGGAUCAAAUCCCAUGUGCCGACCUAACCAGACCCAAUAUCAUGUCCAAUAAUAACAUUCUUUCCAUACUAUUAUACACUCUUGAUACCACUCCUCGUUCCAUGCACGGCUGGGCCACCUUCAAAAUCUUCCAAGAGCACACGUUGAAGAGGCCCAACAACCAGCCCGAGUUUGCUGUUACUAAUUAUUCUGCCCUAUCAUCUACUUAUACGGAUGUUGAUACCGCAAGAACCAUUGCCGAUUCCUGGACAGCCUUGGGUCCGGCAGAAAUCGCCGAGUGGGAGGAGCUCGCUCAUGAUAUCCGUAUCGCGUAUGCACAACUAAUCGCUACGUUCGGGAACAGAAUUGUAUUCGAAGGAUUCCUUUGGGAAGAGGAAAGACUCUAUCAUGUGCGAACCAUCUAUCUCAAGUGGUUGGGCUGUCAAACUGCUCAAGCCAGAGCAAACACGACUAACCUGAUGACAGCAGCAUUUUAUCCAUGA